This is a messenger RNA of Drosophila persimilis, 411 nucleotides long. RefSeq lists its product as uncharacterized. The transcript is spliced from 2 exons. The coding region runs from base 80 to 274 and encodes 64 amino acids. The record is from RefSeq and is a predicted model, not a curated record. Lineage: Eukaryota; Metazoa; Arthropoda; Insecta; Diptera; Drosophilidae.
GGCUUACUAAACGCAGAACCGGAGAUCAUCAUUUAAGCUUUUGGGAGGCUAUCUACAAACCACAUUUUCAGCCUUCACCAUGGGAUUCGGCGAACUGCUGACAGAUAACCAAAUCGGUAUGGUGUACUUGGUGGGUGCACCUAUCUUCAUAUCCCUGAUGCUCGUUCACUUCUACUACUGCUGGCUCAGUGUCCGCGAGUGCCGCCGUUCCAGGGGCAGAAAGUCCCUGCUCUCCGAAGCCCCCGAGGCCAUACUCCAAGUGGAGGUCUAUUGAUAAACGGCUUGGAUGUGAAUCACUCAGAAAACUGUAGUUAUCGGUCUGCAUGGGAAGGUCUUAUUGUAUAUAUUAAUACGUACGCCAAGCAUUUAAUACGCUUAUCAAUUAGCAAAACUGUUCAUUUUUUCUUAGAA